Molecule: messenger RNA, 1311 nt
Organism: Daucus carota subsp. sativus
Lineage: Eukaryota; Viridiplantae; Streptophyta; Magnoliopsida; Apiales; Apiaceae
Product: GDSL esterase/lipase WDL1
Exons: 6
Coding region: 234-1055 (273 amino acids)
Source: RefSeq, a predicted model, not a curated record
AAUGAAAAUGAAUGAGAAACAACCACAAAAUGGGUGGCUAUUUACUCAACAACCACAAAAGAGGUGGCUAUUUACUUUAGCGUACUUGGGUCUAAACCUCGCCAGUUGCAAAGGUUUGUCUCUUCCCAACUGCCCCAGUUAACGACACACACUGGCAUAUCUCUCUCUCUCUCUCUCUCUCUCUCUCUCUCUCUCUCUCCCCACACACUAGGAUUUGAUCAAAGAGGCGAGCCAUGGUAGGAGGCGAGAGACCAAAGUUUGUGUUGUUUGGAUCAUCCAUAGUUCAAUAUGCUUUCAACAACAAUGGCUGGGCUUCUAUUCUAGCUGACCUCUAUUCUCGCAAAGCAGAUAUAGUGUUGCGAGGAUAUGCAGGUUGGAAUUCGAGGCGUGCCCUCCAAGUUCUUGAUAAAGUUUUCCCUAAGACUGCAAGCGUACAGCCAGAUUUGGCAAUAGUGUAUUUUGGGGGCAACGAUUCAUCAAAACCGCAUCCUUCGGGCCUGGGUCCUCAUGUACCUCUUCCUGAAUACGUCGAAAACAUGAAAAAGAUUGCUCUACAUGUCAAGAGUUUGUCGGACAAGACACGAGUAAUCUUCCUUACUUCUCCUCCCGUGAAUGAGACACAAUACUGCAAUUUUUUUGGUGUUAGAUUCGGUUGGCAGAAUCGAACAAAUGAGUUGUCUGGUGUAUAUGCCAAAGCUUGUGUAGAUAUGUGCAAGGAGUUGGACAUUCAGGUUAUUGAUCUUUGGAGUGUUCUCCAGAAACAAAGUGAUUUCUUAUCUACUUGUUUUACGGACGGGAUACAUUUAUCACCUGUGGGAAGCAAGAUAGUGGCGGAUGAGAUACUUAGAGUUCUUGAGGAGACAGAUUGGGAACCAAAUUUGCAUUGGCAGUUUUUGCCUACUGAAUUUGAUGAGGAUUCCCCUUAUGAUCAUCUAGCUCCUGACGGUAAGAGCACCUUAAACGUUUCUGACUUGGACUUCUACCGCGAAAAUAAUUGGGACGAAGCAAAACAGAAGUCUGAUGAUCUGAUGGAGCAUGGUGUCUGUAAAAUUUAAGACAUCGUAGCCAUGGAGAAUUUACUGCAAUGUUUGAUUUUCUGUAUCAUGAUAACUGGCUUUAGGGUGGAUUAUCCACUAAUCAGUGCCCUUUGUAUCUGCUUUCUGUUUUACUGGCGUCUAAAUCUCUGGUGCCUAAAGUCCUGUUGCUUCAACGAUGCUUGCAUUGUGAAUUUAUGAUCUGAAGUGAGAUCAAUUUGUAAGAAUGAUGUAACAAAGAUAGUUAUAAAAACAAAAAAUUGUUUUUAUCUUUGAA